GCGCGUAGGCAACCAUUACUAUAUAGACUUCCACUGCGAAGCUCUGCCACCAGCUCUGACUCCCUACAAACCUUGUACCACUCGUCAACACAUGUUCCGUUGAACCCCGAAUGUUCUAUUCUUAUCUGUAACACCGGCUCUCUGCUUCCAGACCGACCCUCCGACCUUUAUCAGACCGUGGUGCAAACACCAGACCCUGAUUCUGUCCAGAUUCGUUCUGACAGCCAAGCAAACAUCCUGUUCGGGGUGCUUUGCUUUUCUCGCCUCCCAAAUAUAGCAGGUCUUACCCUGAAGAGUCAAACGAAGCGACAAACGUACGAUGCCUAAGCACGCUUUCUCGGCUGUCACGGUCCAGAUCGAUCGAUUGACGAGCGAGCAAUACGAGGAGAAUGAUGUUGGUGGUGUUGUUGAUCUCAUCGAGGUCAUUCGCAUCCAGGCAUCAGGUCCCACAGAGGCAGCACGAGCUCUGCGAAAGAAGCUCAAAUAUGGCAAUGUACAUCGCCAGAUCCGCGCCCUUGUCAUAAUGGACGCUCUGAUCCAGAAUGCUGGAACUAGAUUUCAGAAAGCGUUCGCAGAUGAGCCACUUCUCGAGCGACUCCGCAUCCUGGCUAGGGACGACACAGUCGAUGCGGAAGUACGGCAGAAGGCCAAUGUUCUGUUCCGAAGCUGGGCUGUCGCAUACAAGGGAACGCCUGGCCUUGAGCGGAUGGCUGCACUACACAAAGAACUUCCUCGUACCAAGCGUCCUCAGCCACAACAAUCUCGGAUUGUGCGACAGCAAGAUGCCGAAGCUGCGCGUGAGCGUGAGGAGCAUUCGCAGUCUCCUCCUAGAAGCAGGCGACCGGAGCCACCCCACACGUCUUCUUCACGAACGACCACACCUGUUGUACUCGGUGCUGGUACCCCUCUUCCAACCACUUCACUUUUCAAGAGGGACAAGAAAGACAAAAAGAAGACCAAGGGGCAGCCGUUCAACCUCGAAAGGGAGAAAGGUCAGAUGCUUGAGACAAUGGCAUCGGCAAAUGUCGCCAGUACGAAUUUGCUGAACGGACUGCAACUCAUCAACCGCGAGCAACAGCGUGUCAGCGAGAACGCGGAAGUUAUGCGACGUUUCGAGACGUGCAAGCAACUGCGUCGCCAGAUCUUGCGCUACAUCCACUUGGUCGAGUCCGAGCAGUACAUCGGUGGUCUUCUCAAUGCCAACGACGAGCUAGUCAAGGGUCUCAUGGCGUUCGAGCUCAUGGACAAGAGCAUCGACGAUGAUAGUGACAGUGACAACGAGGAGGGCAAUGUAUCUGCCGCUGAAGCAGCUAUGGCGAAUAUGGGUAUGAAUGAGUCCGCUCCUCCGAAGCCGCCUAGGCCCACGAGCAUCCCCAUGCCUCCGCAACGCGUCGAGCCGGACAGUGAGCCAGAGGAGGAUGAGGAUGACCCGUUCGGAGACAGUAAUGCCGUCAAAACACCAUUCGCAGAGAAGGGCCAACCAACUUGGAGAGACGUCUAACACACCAAAGACACAAUGCGAACAAGACCUGCAUGUUCACGGGGAGACACAGUGUUGGGCUUUCCUCAUCUCAUGUUUAGCAAUACCCUUUCCUACCGCUCCACCAUCUAGAUAGAUCUCAAUACAACAUUUCCACACCA
This is a messenger RNA of Alternaria rosae, 1641 nucleotides long. RefSeq lists its product as uncharacterized. The record is from RefSeq and is a predicted model, not a curated record. Lineage: Eukaryota; Fungi; Ascomycota; Dothideomycetes; Pleosporales; Pleosporaceae. The coding region runs from base 320 to 1501 and encodes 393 amino acids. Gene Ontology annotation, biological process: endocytosis; actin cortical patch localization; actin filament organization. Gene Ontology annotation, molecular function: phosphatidylinositol binding; ubiquitin binding. Gene Ontology annotation, cellular component: actin cortical patch. The transcript is spliced from 5 exons.